Molecule: messenger RNA, 1218 nt
Organism: Linepithema humile (Argentine ant)
Lineage: Eukaryota; Metazoa; Arthropoda; Insecta; Hymenoptera; Formicidae
Source: RefSeq, a predicted model, not a curated record
AUGCAGCCAUUGUGAUUAUGUGCUUUAGAAUAGUAAAUAACACAAUGUUUAAAUUUUAGACGAUUAACUCCAAUUAACUCGUCAGAAAGUUCGCGAUAAUGGUCGAGCUGGAUGAAUACAAAGAACGUGUGCGACAGAUCAGAGAAUAUGCGAUCGAUCAUAAUAUCACGGAAGCACAAACGUCGGAAAUAUUUCAAGCUUGUUUUCGGCAAUUAGAGGCAAAGUAUUCGAAGAAAUCAAAUAGAUCACGAAGACCAUUGCGACUUGUCCUUUUCUUCGUUUUCAUCUCGAUCGUUGCUGUAUUGUUACAUUUAUGCAGCCAAAAAUGGUUAAAUGAUAUAUUUGUCAGAAUCUCACAAAAUUCCAUUUAUCCCGUUUUAUAUGUACUUCGGAAAGUGGCUAUACCUGUCAUCAGCCUAUAUCCAUCUUUAUCUGAUUUAUAUGAUGAAUGGUGCUUGAUAGAAAAUCCAUAUUUCUAUGUUAGCGACAUGGAUUGCUGGCCCUGUACUGCCGUCCAUUCCGUCCCAGAUUUGACUGGUCACAGUAUCAGUAGAUCUUUCAAUAUCGGUAUACCAUAUACUAGAGCGGAGAAUAAUACUAAAGUGAAAAUGAAAGAUCUAGUUGACACAUAUUGGAGCAACAAAGAUAUCUUUGAUGAAGAUGCUAGAAGAAUUUCUUCCAAUAAUGAGACUUUAAGAACUAUUCGUGAUGUCAUGGAUAAUAGAUUGGAUGUAUAUCCAACUAAUUUGCUUACUACACACAUAUCUUGGAGAAUAAACCGUAUGAAGCCUAACAGGAUACUUCGAAAGUUAUUUCCAAAACCGGCCGAAACUCCGGAUUGGUGGAGUCAGAGCAUAGAAAAGUACAUUUUUAUUGAUGAAUCAAGAUCACCUCCUUAUCUGUUGCCUAAUCCCGAGUGCAGUAAUAUCGUGAUACGGUGCGCGGCUGGUGCGAGGUUGAUAAAAAUGAUACCGAGCUCAGAGUGCAUUCAACAUUGUAGAUCCUUGACCAUUUUAUUGUCCGCUGGACAUACUUUAUGGUACAAUUGGUGGUAUUGGAGACCUGUGAGUCUGCCAGUGUACAAUGCUACUGAUCUCUUUAUCGGUUACCUAACUUCACUUUGUUAGCGCCACCGAUAGAAGAGACGUUCUCGAUGUGCCAAAGCAACGAUAGCCAAAUGAUAAAGUCGCGUUUCAUAAAAUUUAUAUAUUGUGUUUA